ACCUAGAGCUUCUUUGACCUCCGUCACUGGUCCUCGCCUGUUCCAUUCCUGCAGCCCUACAGUUCUGCCUAUACAUUAAUCGUGCGAUCUCUAUAGGCGAACUAGCAGCAAAUUCUGCGACUGGCUAGCCAAUCAAUCAUGGCUGCGUCGAACCCAGUCGCCUUCAAGCCAUUCGCGGUCACCUUCUGGACCACCAUCACUUACAUCGCGCUCAUCGCCCCUCUAAUCGUCGUACACGAAACCGUUCCCUCCCUGCCGAGUAAUCCGACGCUGUACUCCGGUCUCAACCUCACGAAAUCAUGGCUCGAUUUAACGACCCUGUCGCGCGAUUACCAUCCUUUCAAUAGUCGGGCGAACGAUGAAGUACAUGAUUGGUUGUUGUUAGAACUGGAGGAGAUUAAGAGACGGAAUGGCGCGAAUGACUCGAGUGUGGUUGUGUUCGCGGAUAAUGUUUCCAAUAUUACGACCGCGAGCACGAUUUUCGGACCCCCGACUCCGGCGGGGACGUACUUUGAGGGCACGAAUGUUUUGGUGUAUGUUAGAGGGAAAGAUGACCCGCAGGGCCGCUGGUGGGAGGAUGGGAAUGUGAAUUCGGAUAAGGUUAUUGGGAAAGGGGGGGUGUUGAUGAAUGCCCAUUAUGACUCCGUCGCGUCUGGAUUCGGAGCUACGGAUGAUGGGAUGGGUUGUGUCACUUUGAUCGCCUUAGUCGAUUACUUUUCCCGACCGGAGAACCGACCUCAGAGGGGUAUCGUCGCGCUAUUCAACAACAAUGAGGAAGAUGGGCUAUGGGGCGCACAAGCUUUCAUCGACCACCCGCUGCAGCCUUUUUGUCAUACCUUCUUGAAUCUUGAAGGAGCUGGUGCCGGUGGCCGAGCCAACCUAUUUCGCGCGACAGAUGCUGAGGUAACCAAUGCGUACAAGGGUACCAAGGAUCCUUUCGGAACUGUCAUCUCAUCAGACGCGUUCGGUCUUGGAGCUAUAAAGAGUAACACCGAUUACAUCGUCUUUAAUGAGGUCUUUGGAUUGAGAGGCUUAGACCUGGCGUUUUACCGACCGAGGGCCAGAUAUCAUACCAACCAGGACGACGCCAAACAUGCAUCGAGGGCCAGUCUUUGGCAUAUGUUGAGCAGCUCGCUACACACGGUGCAGGGUCUUUCCGGAGAUACUGGUGAGACAUUCAUCGGCGAACGACCGGAUGGGGACCGCAAGAAGGUGUGGAAUGGUAGAGGAAAUGAUGGCGUCUGGUUCGAUAUUUUCGGAAAAGGAUUCGCACUUUUCGAUCUACGAACCUUGUUUGCGUGGUCUCUCACUUUGCUAAUUGCGGCGCCCUUAAUACUUAUGUCCCUGACGUACGUCCUGAUACGCACCGACAAAUACUAUUUUUUCUCAGCAAGGCGAUCUGCUUAUGAGGGAUCCGAACUUGAUCCGGUUACGUUGGGCGGUCGAAAGGGCUUAUUCAGAUUUCCCUUCGCAUUGGUCGUUUCGGGCGCGCUGGUUGUCGGUUCGGCAUACUUGAUUACCAAGAUCAAUCCGAUGGUUAUAUACAGCAAUGAGUAUACCGUAUGGGCCAUGAUGAUAUCCCUCUUCUACUUCGUCUUUUGGACCAUAAUGGCAGGAGCAAAUUUCGCGCGACCCAGCGCUUUGCAUCGGGGUUAUUCCAUAUUCUGGCUAUUCACCAUAGCAUGGGGCAUCCUAGUCGCCGAUACUGUUUUCGAGGAUCGCUUUAGAAUUGCGGCUGGAUACAUAUUCGUGUUCUUCCAUUCUGCCACGUUCCUCGCUUCAUUUAUUUCUCUUUGCGAGCUGUUCGCCCUGCCUACGAAAGCGUCGUUUGCGCAGCAAGCACACGACGAACAUGAUAUCAGGGAUCAUAUCAAUGCUGUGCCACAUACCGAUGACCUAAUUUCGCCAAGCCACGAUGAAUUGAAUGCCGAAGAUGAUGGCAACGAGGAAGACGAAUCACAAUCCGCUCCGACAGAAACAACACCCCUUGUCGGUGGUGGGUCCGGAGAGAACCGUCAAACAUUUGCUACUACGUACCGUCGCUCGAUAUCAUCGCUCAUAAGUAAAGCAAAAUUAUCAGAUAGCGAAAAAGAUCAGCCAUAUGUAUAUGAGCAGCAGUGGUCAGCAAAUAUCCCUAGUUGGGUCUGGGUUCUCCAGUUCAUUAUCCUUGGGCCAUUCCUUAUCACAUUAACUGGCCAGAACGGUCUAACGCUGGUCGCCUCGGUUUCGCAGACAGGUGCCGAUGGAUCAAGUCUUCUACUGCCGUAUCUUAUGACAGCCUUCUUCAGCAUUUUCUUAUUAUUACCAAUCACCCCAUUUAUUCAUCGUAUCACCCACCACGUGCCAAUGACCCUACUGGUAGUAUUCGGUGCUACGUUGAUCUACAACCUAACAGCGUUCCCCUUCACUGAAGAUAGCAGAUACAAGGUCUAUUUCCAGAACACUGUCGACCUCGAUACCGGCAUAUCGAAGGUCCACUAUGUUGGUUUACGAGAUUUUGUCGAGCAGAUAAUUGCUGAAUUGCCGUCCGCGAUGGGCAAAGAACUUGAAUGCACAUCGACAGGAAGUUUGCGUCCUCCCCUAGCUAGCUGCUCUUAUGACGGCUCGGAUGUACCGCCGAACGUGGUGAAGACUUAUCCCGAGGGAGUCCCACCGCAAAAGGGUUUUACCAGCUGGCUGGAUUACAAUAUUACACGGGUUGGUGGCGAAACAAAAGCUAGGUUUGAGAUCAACGCAAGGGAGAGCCGGUCCUGUGCAAUUACAUUCAAGAAGCCAAUAUCUUCAUUCAAAGUCGGCGGCAAUUCGCCCAAUGAGCGAUUUGGUGCCGUGCCAGAAGAUGGGCUUACCAAAGUUAAAUUGUAUCGUCGCGAUUGGACAACACCGUGGCAGGUUGAUGUUCAAUGGGAUACGGAUGAGGAUGCGAACGCAAGCAGUGGAAUUGACGGUCGCAUUCUUUGCAGCUGGGACGACGUUAACAUACCUGGAACGAUUCCUGCCUAUGACGAAGGGCUUAAGUAUACCCCAACAUGGGUGGCCCUCUCGAAGUUGACAUCGGGCCUUUGUGAAGGGAGCAAAGCAUUCAAGGCGUAACAUACGAUAGGCAUGUAACCACAUACUACGCAUACCGUCGGUGGCUCUACGUAGAGGUGACAGAAAGUCUCCUCGCGGAUGACACGGAACUCCUGUGUAACGCGCAUCGGUCAGUGAAUUUACGGAGAUGCACUACCAACUAAUCGGAUGUUUGAAGUGUUACAGAUUAUGAAAUCCGCAAUGAGAUACGCCGAAUGAUUUUGCGCGGAGAGUAUGGAUACCUUGCAUGGUUUUAGGCGUUUACUUAUUUUGUCCGGCAGCGUUGGUAAUGUUGCAGUUAGGUAAUGUCACGUAACCCGUUUCCCGUGAUGGCAACGGCCUCGAAGAAGUCAUUGCCGGGUCACCCGCUUCCUAUGAGACAACACCACCUUUUGGUUAAUACAUAAUUGAUCGUUUAUCUUAUGUUCUCGAACUUCUAAGACCCCAGGGGAUUAAGCCGGAGUAUACCGGAGUGCACCGGAGUUGAGUUAAGUGCAGUUGAUUCAGUUUCGCUGUGACGAAUUCUUUA
Hypoxylon trugodes is the source of this 3598-nucleotide messenger RNA. Its product is annotated as peptidase family M28 family. The record is from RefSeq and is a predicted model, not a curated record. The coding region runs from base 139 to 3090 and encodes 983 amino acids. Gene Ontology annotation, molecular function: metalloexopeptidase activity. Gene Ontology annotation, biological process: proteolysis. The transcript is spliced from 3 exons. Lineage: Eukaryota; Fungi; Ascomycota; Sordariomycetes; Xylariales; Hypoxylaceae.